Molecule: messenger RNA, 528 nt
Organism: Hippocampus zosterae (dwarf seahorse)
Lineage: Eukaryota; Metazoa; Chordata; Actinopteri; Syngnathiformes; Syngnathidae
Gene: ndufa6
Product: NADH:ubiquinone oxidoreductase subunit A6
Exons: 3
Coding region: 45-431 (128 amino acids)
Biological process (GO): response to oxidative stress
Source: RefSeq, a predicted model, not a curated record
ACACCAACAAAUAAGUCAGAUGCGAAAGCUCGACGGCAGCAGUUAUGGCGUCGUCAGCUGCGACUCGCACCGCGGCCGGUGCGGCCAAAGUUGUAAAGCCCAUUUUUAGCAGGGAUUUGGACGAAGCGAAACGCAGAGUCCGGGAGCUUUACCGAGCCUGGUACCGAGAAGUCCCUAACACAGUGGCGAUGUUUCAGCUGGAUAUCACAACGCAACAGGGUCGAGACAAAGUGAGGGAGAUGUUCAACAAAAACAAACAUGUCACUGACCCCCGUGUGGUCGACAUGUUGGUUAUUAAGGGGAAAAUGGAACUCCAGGAGACCAUCCACGUAUGGAAACAGAAGACACACAUUAUGCGUUACUUCCAUGAGUCUGAGGAACCACGCCCUGCUGAUUUCCUUUCCAAAUUUUACCGGGGUCACGAACCCUGAACUCCAACUUGGCUUGCACCCACGCCCCCUUUUUUUUUUUGCUUGCCUAUUGUGACAGAUGUUUCCUUUCAUUGUAAAUACACACGAAACAUUCAAA